AUGCCUGGAGUGACGCGGGAGAAAGAAAUGCGAGUUGAGACGAGGGGGACAUCAAGCGAGCACCCGACCGAUGACCCUGUGGAGAGUUGUGAGAAGAAAGCCCUGCCGCCAUCAACCGACGAGCCCGCCGCGCAGACUUCUCGCUAUCGAGAUGCACCGUUAACCGUACAAGUCACAGGCUGGCGCCAAAAGAUCCUGCUCAUCUCCGUCUUCAUCGGCCUGUUUCUCAGCUUCCUCGACACUACCAUCGUCUCCGUCGCUCUCCCCACCAUCGCCGCCGAGUUCGACGAGUACGAUCGAUCGACAUGGGUCAUCACUGCCUACCUCCUCACCUACAUGGCCUUUGCCAUCAUCAUCACCCGGCUGAGCGACAUUUUCGGGCGCAAAGCAAUCGAAGUGACCAAUUUCCUCCUUUUCAUCGCCUUCUCGCUCGCUUGCGCUCUGAGCCAGUCGAUGACGCAGUUAAUCGUCUUUCGAGCCUUCCAGGGCAUUGGAGGGAGCGGCCUCUUCUCCAUGACGAUUGUGAUUGCAAUGAAUGCAGUCUCCCGCCAGAAGCAGAGUGCCGUUGGUGGAGCGAUUGGGGGAGUGAUGGUCACUUCAGGAGUUCUCGGGCCAGUGCUGUCCGGAGCAAUCACACAGAGCCAUCACGGUUCGACGUGGAGAUGGAUCUUCUAUCUCAAUCUCCCGGUGGGAGGAGUGGCCCUAUUGCUGCUGUUGAUGUCGUGGCCGAGCGAUAAAUCUCGCAAGUCACUCUCCAUGGACACUCUCAAGACCGUGGACUUCUUCGGCUGUCUCCUGCUGCUGGCGGCAUCGAUACUUCUCAUCUUUGCCCUGCAAGAGGGCGGUGCGGGCGUGUACGCCUGGAGCAGUGGUACCAUUAUCGCUUGCCUUGUCAUCUCAACCAUGGCGUUUCUGGCGUUCGUGCUGUGGCAGAUCUGGCUGGCUUCCCACCCCGCUCUACCCGUCAAGCCCGUAUUUCCUGUCAAGCUGAUGGCGGAAAGGGUCAUCGGUUCUACCAUGCUAGUGGCGCUGUUGAUAGGUUUCGUCUUCUACAUUGCCGUCGUGAGCCUGCCACAGCGCUUCCAAAUCGUCGAUGGCGACAGCCCCGUCACUGCCGGAGUCAAGCUAUUGCCUUUGAUGGCCUCGUCUGCUGUGGGGUCGCUGGUGACGGGCGGUAUCAACAGCGGAAAGAACCGCACGCGGUACACGCUCGUCGUUGCUUCGGCGUUCCAGGUUCUCGGGUACGGACUGAUGAUCAGCUUGGGCAAUACGCGUCCAACACCGACGCGGCAAUUCGGAUUCCAAGUCUUUCUCGGCCUCGGCUUUGGGAUGGCUGUCACCACAGUGACGAUAAUAGGGCGCCAGAACGUCGAACUGAGGUGGACAGCCGUGACCCAAGGAGCACUCACACAAAUGAGAUCGCUCGGGGGUAGUAUUGGGCUCUCCGUCGGCGUCAUCGUGUUCAACAAUCGCAUUCGAGGCUCGCGAGAAUUGGCAGCGCAAUUGACGCCAGACCAAGUGAGAGCCUUGACUAGGUCGCCGCUGGUGAUAUCGCAAUUCUCCCCACAGGAGCAAGAAAUGGUGGGCAUGGUGUAUGCCGAAGCAUUCACGCAAGAAAUGCGGGUGGCGACGUACCUCGCAGCGGCGUGUUUUGUCGUCAGCCUUGUCGCUUGGCAGCGAAACCCUCCGCAAUCCUACGCGGUAGGUGUCGCAGAGCCUGGAGAAGGUAGUAGAACAGGCGACUCCAGAGGGCGUUUAGAUCUUUGA
Molecule: messenger RNA, 1767 nt
Organism: Neohortaea acidophila
Lineage: Eukaryota; Fungi; Ascomycota; Dothideomycetes; Mycosphaerellales; Teratosphaeriaceae
Product: major facilitator superfamily domain-containing protein
Exons: 3
Coding region: 1-1767 (588 amino acids)
Biological process (GO): transmembrane transport
Molecular function (GO): transmembrane transporter activity
Source: RefSeq, a predicted model, not a curated record